AUGUCUUUCAAACGUGCUGGAAUCUUCUCGCCAAACCCAUUGACUACCAGAGGGGUCUCAACUAAGCUCAGCGCGCAGAAGGAUAAAAUCGUCUACACGAAUGGAAAGGUCGUAAUUAUACGCGAUUUGAAUAACCCCGCUUCGUCGACGGCGUACACUGAGCACGUUAAGGAUCCCACUGUAGCCCGAAUUUCACCUUCAGGGUAUUACUGCGCGUCCGCCGACAUCAGUGGCACAGUCAGAGUAUGGGACACGGUGGGGGAAGAUCGAACCUUGAAAGGAGAAUACAAGGUUAUCGGAGGGCGGAUUAAUGAUAUUGCCUGGGACGGUGAGAGUAAGCGAAUCAUCGCUGUGGGCGAUGGUAAAGAGAAAUUCGGACACGCCUUCAUGAUGGAUACGGGGACAUCGAGCGGCGAGAUCAUAGGCCAUUCCAAGGCAGUCAACGCUGUCUCAAUUCGCCAGCAGCGCCCCUUCCGUGCCGCCACGGCAGGAGAUGACAGUUCGAUCAUAUUCCACCAAGGUGUUCCGUAUAAAUAUGAUAAGGUCAUCAAAACGCACACGAAAUUCGUUCAAGACGUUAGAUAUGAUAAUACCGGCGACCGAUUUGCUAGUGUUGGCUCGGACUCGAAGGUAUUCUUGUAUGAUGGCAAGACUGGGGAUACACUAGGCGAAAUAACAGAUAGCCCCCAUAAAGGAUCCAUCAUGGCCUGUUCGUGGAGCCCGGAUAGUUCAAGCCUCGUUACCUCCUCCGCGGAUUGCACUGUCAAACUAUGGGACGUGGAAACCAAGAAGGGGAUUACAACAUGGACAAUAGGUUCUGGCGUCAGCCAUCAACAAGUUGGGAAUGUUUGGAGUGGCAGCGAAAACAUCGUGUCACUUUCCAUGUCAAGCGACCUAAAUAUUUUCGAUAGACGAGCAAAUAGCGAUAAACCCACGCGUGUCAUUCAGGGCCCACAAAAGUCCAUCACUUCCAUCACGCCGUCUAAGGACUCUGGAACGUUCCUGGCUGGUUCCACGGAUGGCCGCAUCCUUUCGUUCUCGACAGCAACGUCUGAAUCCGACAGCGUUGAUGGGGAAGGCCACACCAACCUAGUGUCGGGUUUAGCCACAUCUCCCGACGGCACAGUAUACUCCAUCGCGUACGAUGACAAAGUGAAGGAGAUCGUGGCUACUGGCCAGUCUUUUACAGACGCAUCCGCGACCUUGAGUUCCCAGCCUCGCUCAGUAGCCGUUGCCAGCGACUCCACAGUCUUCGUAACUGAGAUAAAGAGCAUCGAGGCAUUCAGAUCUAACCAGAAGAUACACACACAUCAACCUAAAUAUUCACCACAUGCCGUUGCUGCAAGUGGCGUCCUUGUGGCUAUCGGCGGUGAUGACCAGAAAGUACAUCUAUACCAGUGGGACGGAAAGGCACUGAAGGAGACAACCGUCUUAGAUGGUAAUAAAGGCACUGUUUCCGCGCUUGCCUUUUCGCCAGACUCCAAAUACAUUGCCUCUGGUGAUUCUACUGGUCGUGUUUGCUUAUUUGACGUUCAGGAGAAGAAGCUCGUCACUUCUCGCUGGUCGUUCCACUCGGCUCGCGUUAAUUCUCUAUCUUGGACCAGCGAAUCCAGACACUGCGCUUCUGGAUCUCUCGACACCCAUGUGUAUGUGUGGAGCGUGGAGCGUCCCAUGAAGAAUAUCGCCAUCAAGAAUGCUGGCCCAGGCGGCGUCAAUGUCGUCCUGUGGACGUCGGAGGACGCCAAGACGAGUAAGCUUGUAAGCGGUGGUGCAGAUGGGUGCCUCCGGGUAUGGGAGGUGACAUUCCACGCUUGA
This is a messenger RNA of Pleurotus ostreatus (oyster mushroom), 1815 nucleotides long. It is a transcript of the gene AIP1, whose product is annotated as WD40 repeat-like protein. The record is from RefSeq and is a predicted model, not a curated record. NCBI's taxonomy places the organism in Eukaryota, Fungi, Basidiomycota, Agaricomycetes, Agaricales, Pleurotaceae. The transcript is spliced from 15 exons. Gene Ontology annotation, cellular component: cortical actin cytoskeleton. Gene Ontology annotation, biological process: actin filament depolymerization; positive regulation of actin filament depolymerization. Gene Ontology annotation, molecular function: actin filament binding. The coding region runs from base 1 to 1815 and encodes 604 amino acids.